Messenger RNA from Peromyscus leucopus (white-footed mouse), 3968 nucleotides. RefSeq names its product PHD finger protein 14 (gene Phf14). The record is from RefSeq and is a predicted model, not a curated record. The coding region runs from base 389 to 3031 and encodes 880 amino acids. Lineage: Eukaryota; Metazoa; Chordata; Mammalia; Rodentia; Cricetidae. Gene Ontology annotation, biological process: regulation of transcription by RNA polymerase II. The transcript has 17 exons.
CUUCUUGUCAGAGCUGUAUCCGGGUCGUUGCUCUCCCCAUUGUCUCAGACAGUCGGCCUCCGACUGUGGGAAUCCCGGGUCCUUUGUGGCUUCUGGUGCAGGAUAAUAAAGUUUUCUGUUCUUUUUGUUCCUGGUUUUUACCGGGGCAGGUGCCCUCGCAGGGCGGCCGGCUCGGGCCUGGCGCCUCUGGCCGGGGAGCGCGGGGGAAGGGGCGCGGGGCUGGGGGUGGGGAGGGACGCUGGCCCGGCCCCGGGGUCGCCCCUGCGCCGUCGGCCCGGCUCGCAUAGCUGCGCGGACUCGGCUCCGUGGCCCUCUGCGCGUCCCUGCUGCCUCGCCUCCUGCAGCCUCUCCCUAGGUCUCCUCCAAACGACCGCCUCACGGAUUCCUUAUGGAUCGCAGCUCCAAGAGGAGGCAGGUGAAGCCUUUGGCAGCUUCUCUCCUGGAAGCUCUUGAUUAUGAUAGUUCAGAUGACAGUGAUUUUAAAGUUGGAGAUGCUUCAGAUUCUGAAGGGAGUGGUAAUGGAAGUGAAGACCCUUCAAAGGACAGUGGAGAAGGCUCCUGUAGUGAUUCUGAGGAAAACAUUUUAGAAGAAGAACUGAAUGAAGAUAUUAAAGCAAAAGAAGAACAGCUUAAAAAUUCUACAGAGGAAGAAAUAGUGCCCUCAGACAAACAGUUAAUCAAAAUGGAAAAGAAGGAAGAAGAAGAAAAUGGAGAAAGACCUAGAAAGAAAAAGGAGAAAGAAAAAGAGAAAGACAAGGAGAGAGAGAAGGACAAAGAAAAGGCAACAGUGUCUGAUAGUGCGGCUGCUUCUGCUGCUGCCAGCACACCAGCCACGAGUCCUGCUGUUACCUCCCCUUCUGUCCCUACCACAACCACCGCCACCGAGGAACAGGUCAGUGAGCCCAAGAAAUGGAAUCUUCGUCGGAACCGGCCCCUUUUGGACUUUGUAUCCAUGGAAGAGCUGAAUGAUAUGGACGAUUAUGACAGCGAGGACGACAAUGAUUGGAGACCGACUGUAGUAAAGAGAAAGGGGAGAUCGGCAUCUCAGAAGGAGGGCAGUGAUGGAGACAAUGAGGACGAUGAAGAUGAGGGAAGUGGGAGUGAUGAAGAUGAGAAUGAUGAGGGCAAUGACGAAGACCAUAGCAGCCCUGCUAGCGAAGUGGGCUGCAAGAAGAAGAAGAGUAAAGUUCUUAGCAGAAACAGUGCUGAUGAUGAGGAACUGACCAAUGAUAGCCUGACCCUUUCUCAAAGCAAGAGUAAUGAGGACUCGCUGAUUCUUGAGAAGAGUCAAAACUGGAGUUCACAAAAAAUGGACCACAUUCUGAUUUGCUGUGUUUGUCUUGGUGAUAAUAGUGAAGAUGCAGAUGAAAUAAUUCAAUGUGACAAUUGUGGCAUUACAGUUCAUGAAGGUUGUUACGGAGUUGAUGGGGAGAGUGACUCUAUUAUGAGUUCGGCUUCUGAAAAUUCCACCGAGCCUUGGUUCUGUGAUGCCUGUAAAUGUGGUGUUUCUCCUAGCUGUGAACUGUGUCCUAAUCAGGAUGGAAUUUUCAAGGAGACGGAUGCUGGAAGAUGGGUCCACAUUGUUUGUGCCCUAUAUGUUCCUGGAGUAGCCUUUGGAGAUAUUGAUAAGUUACGACCAGUAACACUAACGGAAAUGAACUAUUCUAAAUAUGGUGCCAAGGAGUGUAGCUUUUGUGAAGACCCUCGCUUUGCUAGAACUGGAGUUUGCAUUAGCUGUGAUGCAGGGAUGUGCAGAGCCUAUUUUCAUGUUACCUGCGCCCAGAAGGAAGGCCUGCUUUCAGAGGCGGCAGCAGAAGAGGAUAUAGCAGAUCCAUUUUUUGCUUAUUGUAAACAACAUGCAGAUAGGUUAGAUAGAAAGUGGAAAAGAAAAAACUACUUGGCUCUACAAUCCUAUUGUAAAAUGUCUUUGCAAGAGAGAGAAAAACAACUAUCUCCUGAAGCACAGGCAAGGAUCAAUGCCCGACUACAGCAAUAUCGUGCCAAGGCAGAGCUGGCUCGAUCUACCAGACCACAAGCCUGGGUACCCAGGGAAAAGUUACCCAGGCCACUGACAAGUAGUGCUUCAGCCAUUCGUAAACUGAUGCGCAAAGCAGAACUAAUGGGGAUCAGUACAGAUAUCUUUCCAGUGGACAAUUCAGAUACUAGUUCUAGUGUGGAUGGAAGGAGGAAACAUAAGCAGCCAGCUCUCACUGCUGAUUUUGUGAAUUACUAUUUUGAGAGAAAUAUGCGCAUGAUUCAAAUUCAGGAAAAUAUGGCUGAACAAAAGAAUAUAAAGGAUAAAUUAGAGAAUGAGCAAGAAAAGCUUCAUGUAGAAUAUAAUAAGCUCUGUGAAUCUUUAGAAGAACUACAAAAUCUGAAUGGGAAACUUCGAAGUGAAGGGCAAGGAAUAUGGGCCUUACUUGGCCGAAUUACAGGGCAGAAGUUGAAUGUACCGGCAAUUUUACGAGCACCUAAGGAGAGAAAACCCAGUAAAAAAGAAGGAGGCACACAAAAGACAUCUGCUCUUCCUACAGUACUUUAUAGUUGUGGAAUUUGUAAGAAGAACCAUGACCAGCAUCUCCUUUUACUGUGUGACACCUGUAAACUGCAUUACCAUCUUGGGUGCCUUGACCCGCCCCUUACAAGGAUGCCGAGAAAGACCAAAAACAGUUACUGGCAGUGCUCAGAGUGUGACCAGGCAGGGAGCAGUGACAUGGAAGCAGACAUGGCCAUGGAAACAUUGCCAGACGGAACCAAACGAUCAAGGAGACAGAUUAAGGAACCAGUGAAAUUUGUUCCUCAGGACGUGCCUCCAGAACCCAAGAAGAUUCCAAUAAGAAACACGAGAACCAGAGGACGAAAGCGAAGCUUUGUUCCCGAGGAAGAAAAACAUGAGGAAAGAGUUCCUAGAGAAAGAAGGCAGAGGCAGUCUGUGUUGCAAAAGAAGCCCAAGGCUGAAGACUUAAGGACUGAAUGCGCAACUUGCAAAGGAACUGGAGAUAAUGAGAAUCUCGUCAGAUACCCUUCAUGAGACCCAACUCUGCCACAGCUCAUCCUCGGAGGCAGUCCCGGAAACCUCUUUUAUAAGUGUGAUUUUAAAAUGUGGAUAAAACUCUCAAUAGAGCAUAUAAACUAAAGGAGAACAGCUAUCUUGUCCUUCCCAUAAGCUUAUCACUGCAAAAAGUGCUUUUGCUUGUCAGGUUUGGAUAGAAUGUAAUUGAUCGGUCUGUUAUAUGGGUAGACAAGGCAGUUAAUUUGCCUGUGGAUUUUUUUUCCUUUUUUUCUUUCUAUUUUCUUCUUUCUCCCCUUCUCUUACUAUUUUUUUUUUUGUUACAAUACUCAGAAACACUUGGUGUACGCAUUUUUAAAAACAACAGUGGGUAUUGUCUUGUCAGAAUUGUUUUAGUGGGUAAAUGUCUUUCCCUCUUGCUCCUUUGGCCCGAGACAAUACAGUAUUUGGACUGCAUGAAGACUAAAGGAAGCCAGUGGGACUUACGUGCUCUGAGCUUCCCUUUGUUGAACAAUUACCUCCGUUAUUUGUUUGUAAAAGGACAAUGCUUGCCACUGAUCUGCAAGUCUGUAUCAACUUAUUUACUACAUGUAUUCACACAUGAAAGAAAUUCUCCAAUGAGAACAACUCUAGACUCAAAUUUAAUUUCUAUUUGUGAUAUUCAGCAAAAGUGAAAGACUGGUGAAGAUUAAAACUUUCUGGUUUUGAGUAGUAUGAAAGCACUUGAUAUUAGCAUGGACAUUUGAUAACUAGAAUUUAAGCUCAAGAAUAAACGUACUAUCUGUAUUAGUCUGUAGGUAAUUUUUUCAGAAAUACCCAAAUUCAUUCCUUAUUGUUUCAUUUAAUACGAACUCUGUAUGUUCCAUGCAAUUUUACUUUUUUCAACUUAAAUGUGAAGCUAUGGAAUGAGGGAGAUACAGAGCUUGUUGAGUAUACAACCUGCCUGCUGAAAGAUCUU